Folsomia candida is the source of this 2694-nucleotide messenger RNA. RefSeq names its product mRNA-decapping enzyme subunit 2 (gene DCP2). The transcript has 8 exons. Bases 340 to 2037 code for a protein of 565 amino acids. Gene Ontology annotation, cellular component: cytoplasm; P-body. The record is from RefSeq and is a predicted model, not a curated record. Gene Ontology annotation, molecular function: 5'-(N(7)-methylguanosine 5'-triphospho)-[mRNA] hydrolase activity; manganese ion binding; RNA binding. Gene Ontology annotation, biological process: nuclear-transcribed mRNA catabolic process, nonsense-mediated decay; deadenylation-dependent decapping of nuclear-transcribed mRNA. Lineage: Eukaryota; Metazoa; Arthropoda; Collembola; Entomobryomorpha; Isotomidae.
ACGCGACGUACUCGAAAUUCGAGGGAAUUUAUUUAGCACAAAAACGACAAUAAUUAUUUACUUAAAGUAGUUAAUUUAAUUCAUUGAGGAUUUUAUUUAUUGUUGAAUUGACCAAGAUUAUUUAUUAUCAAAGUAAGAUACACAAAUACUCUGCGCUGAUAUUGUUAAAUAAAUUGUAAAUCAAGGUCAAUUCUGAUGAACGAUUUGUAUUUGUUAAACAAAUUUUGUUUGGUUAGUUAGUUUAGUUUUGAUUUUAUGUUGAUUUAAUAAAAACAAAUUUUUGUUUUGAUAAAAUAUUUGUGUUUGAUUAAGUUUAUUAGACGAGAAAAACCUGUUAAGAUGAGUUUCAACUACGUCAAUAGCCUUCCCCUCGGGGGACUUAUGGGUGCCUCGCCAUACUCGAAUGUCCAAAUUUUGGACGCCUUCACUCUUCAACAGCACCAGCAACACUUGCGACAGAAUCAUCUCUAUCAGCAGUACCAGCAAAGGUCAUAUCAUCGCUCAAAUAGUAAGGGCACACCCAACAGUUCUCAUCAUUAUCAGCAAACCCCAUCUUUGUCGAAGGACCAAUUACUGCAACCGUUGAUAAACUCGACCCCUCCUGUGAUCAAGUUUCGCCUGCCGGAUCGUGUCAUUCAGGAUGUUCUUUGCCGGUUCAUAAUGAAUAUACCAGAAGAGGAAAAGUUUGAUCCUGUCCGUGCAUUAUUUCAAGUUGAGCUGGCUCAUUGGUUUUUUAUUGACCAUUAUUGUACGGACGAAGGAGACCCAGCCCUGGCCAGUUUGGGACACAUUCCAUUCAACCAAUUUGCCUACAUAAUUUUUAAGGAGGCACCUCACCUUCGACAGUAUUACGAAAACGUGGACAAGUAUUUAGCCGACUUUCGUACCUAUCGAAGCCGUGUUCCAACUUACGGUGCUAUUUUAAUGAAUCAGGACUUGACACAGGUUGUCCUCGUGCAAGGAUUUCGAAAUCAGUGGGGCUUCCCAAAAGGAAAAGUGAAUGAAAAUGAGGAUCCUAUCGAAUGUGCUAUUCGUGAGGUGUUCGAAGAGACUGGAUACAAUAUGAGGCCUUUAAUAAAUCCUAAUCACUUUAUUGAAAGUAAAACUCAUGAUAGAAAUGAUAGACUUUAUCUAGUUCGUGGAGUUGACACCCAAUUCCCAUUUUUCCCUCAGACUCAAUACGAAAUCAAACAGAUUUCAUGGUUCAACAUUGACGAAAUUCCUGAACACAAGAAGGAUACAAACCCUAAAAUCUCAGGACAUGGUCAAGCGGUCUCUAAUUUUUUCACGAUCUAUACCUACGUGAAACGACUCAAGCAGUGGAUCGCAGAUAAAUUAGAAGGUCGAAACAGAAUCCAAUGUUUUCGAAGCAAAUACUUCAAUCAGAACCAGGAGGAGGAAGAAAAUUGCACUUUGGAGGAGACAUAUUCACUUCAAUCUGAAUACACAAUUAAUACUCCUUCUCAAUCUUACCACCUUACGUCAAACUUAUCUGGCGCAUUGUCAUCCGUGCCGGGUAAGAAUGGAGACGAGCUUAUCAGAGUGCUUGGAGGUAUGCGCAUCACAUCAUCUCAGGAUGACGGAGAUUCAUUUCAUAAAACUCCUGGAAAUAUUUCUAUUGGUUCCGGAAAAAAGAAAGGAGCCAACAUCAAGAAACGACUCUUUGAAGACAACAGCAUCAUUAGUCAAGAUUCUCAACAAGUUUCGUCGAAGGAUGCUGCAAAUUUCCUAAGUAUGGCGAUGGGUAUUCCAGUCACAAACAAUCACAACGGCAACAAUAGCUCUAAAUCGGUAUCGACCUCCUUAUCCAUUUCUCAAUCAUCUCCAUUUUUCGGAAAGUUGCCGUCUUCUGUUAAAACCUCUACUCCAAAUGUAGCGCAAGCGGCAUCAUCAUCAAUUCAAGCCUCACAAAUAAAAAACAAACACAAGCAUCACGAGUACAUAAACUCACCCUUGACUGCAAAAUCCUGGGAUAACUUCGAAUUUGACAAGGAUAAAUUAAUGAAAGCUUUACAAAUUGGUGAUCCGCCACCAUGAAAUUAUAGUAAUUUCAACAUCAAUGAGGAAUUUUAUGACUGACUGAAUUGACCCAACUCAACAUAAUGGAUUUAUAAUAUUUGACUGGAGUUUAGUUUGACUAGAUGAUGACAUUCAAUUAGGCUUGGAAUUGCACGUUUUUUACCUAUUUGAUUAAUUGCGGUAAUUAAUUAUAUUGCAGCAACGCAUCGAACGACGCACAAAAAGUCAGAUCGGCCGAAAUAUGUGUAUAACAAGUGAUAUGAAUUAGUUUCAUAUUUAGCGACUAAUUGUUUGUUACCAAAAUCGUUAAUGGAAUUAUUACUGAAAAGACACCAACAAUUAAGUCUGUUUAGGUUAUAGUAGAAAUUAGCUGAUUAGUUAUUAAUAGUUUAUUAGUGUAAUCGGUAUUAAUUCCGAUUUAAAUUGUAUUUUAGUAUGCAUACCUUGCCGAUUACUAGAUUUUUGCAAAAUUAAUUAUACAUUGUUGUGUCAUACAUAAGAAACGGUUCAUUUUCUUAGUAAAAGAAAAUAUUUUAUUCGUUUUUCAAAAAUCUAGAGUUUCCACAAUGAGUUUAUUAAUUAUGGUUAUUAAUACACGAAUACCUGGUAUUGUAUAACUUUCAAUAUUUAACUUUCAUUUAAAUAAAUAAAUACAUUUUUUCUGGAUUGUCCUAC